AGUGCUAUAUAAAUAAACUUGACUUGACUUGACUUGACUCCUCAAAUCAACAUCUACGCUGGUAAAACUUGAAGAUUGGGUGUUACAACAGGACAGCGAUCCCUGACAUACGUCAGUUUCAGUCAUAUAUGACCUUUAUGAUGGCCUCAGAAGUGCUGCUGCAAACGUCUCUUAAAACAGUCUUUCCGAUAAAUUUGAUGUCUAAAUUGAAUAGCCUUACGAUGAAGCCCCUGGAAAACAAUUAUACUAAAUGCGUUACUUUCAAAGUGACCUCAUCUCACAUUUCUCGCCCUUUUUUUCUCUUGCAGGGUUUUAUAAUGUUGCAUGCACAGAGCGGUGGCCCAGCUAGAUGUACGGCAUAGUAGAAAGGAGAAAAAAAUUCUGUAUGUGUAGUGAGGCGAUGAUUCGCGGGCAUCCUGUUUCCCUCGCUCUGCUGCUGCUAUGUGAUAGCCAGAGUUUGUUUCCGUGUCCCCGUCAGCCAGACAUGCUGCCUCCCCCGCCAAGCAGUGAGAGCUGCAGGGACGGCCAGAUGAAACGGUGCCCCGCUAUCUACAACUGAGUUCAACUGGGGUUGAACGGGCAUCAUGUAAACCUUUCAGGGGAAGGAAGCUGUUGGAUUUCUUCUUUAAGUUACCUUAACUUUGAUCUGGGAGAUAUCUAGAGAUGUUCAGGACGAUCCAGGUGAUCUGUUUGACAGUGCUGCUCCCUGAAGUGGUUUACUGCGCUCAGGGCCAAUAUGCCCAGAAGCUCCUGAACGACCUGAUGGAGAAUUACUCCAGCGCCCUGCGGCCUGUGGAGGACACAGACAGAGCGCUCAACGUUACCUUACAGAUCACCCUCUCUCAGAUCAAAGACAUGGACGAGAGGAACCAGGUGCUGAUUGCCUACCUGUGGAUUAGGCAGACGUGGCACGACGCCUACCUGAGAUGGAACACAGAAGACUACGACGGUCUGGACGUCAUCCACAUACCCAGCAGUCUGGUGUGGCGGCCCGACCUCGUCCUCUAUAACAAAGCUGAUGAUGACUUCUCAGGACCAAUGGACACCAACGUCAAGCUGCGCUACAACGGAGAGAUAACUUGGGAUGCUCCUGCCAUCACUAAGAGCUCCUGUGUUGUGGACGUCUCUUACUUUCCAUUUGACAGCCAGGAAUGCAACCUCACCUUCGGUUCUUGGACGUACAAUGGCAACCAGGUGGAUAUCAUUAUGGGCAUGGAUAGCGGUGACCUCUCUGAUUUUGUGGAAAAUGUGGAGUGGGAAUGCCACGGGAUGCCGGCCACGAAGAACGUGAUAAUGUACGGCUGCUGCUCCGAUCCGUACCCAGACAUCACCUACACUGUGCUCCUGCAGCGCCGCUCCUCCUUCUACAUCUUCAACCUCCUCCUGCCGUGCUUCCUGAUCUCCUUCUUGGCUCCUCUGGGAUUCUACUUGCCCGCAGACUCUGGGGAGAAGGUUUCCCUCGGGGUGACGGUUCUCCUGGCUCUCACCGUGUUCCAGCUCAUGGUGGCUGAGAGCAUGCCACCGUCAGAAAGUGUGCCUCUCAUAGGGAAGUACUACAUUGCCACCAUGACCAUGGUCACGGCCUCCACAGCGCUCACCAUUUUCAUCAUGAACAUUCACUUCUGCGGCGUAGAGGCCAAACCAGUCCCACACUGGGCCAAAGUGCUCAUCAUCGACUACAUGUCCAAGAUUUUUUUUGUCUACGAAGUGGGCGAGAACUGUGCUUCUGGCUCUUCUUCUUCAUCAUCUUCUCACUACCUCCAGGAUGACUUUUGCCACUCGCAGGUUAACUCUCACAUUCACGCGAAUGGAAAACCUCGGGGCCCCGGCAGCCAAGAGGACCAGCAGCACCACCGCAAAUACCCCCGGCCCCAGCCCUCCAAGCAGCACCAGCAGCACAGAGUGAAAGUCCAGCACCACAUUACGAGAGAAGAGAGCAGCCAUCUCUCCAGAUCCGCACCUGGAAGGUAUGAAGGCUCCAACGGUAAAAUCACAACGAGCGACUGCUGCUGCAUGGAAGACCAGAAGCCUCCAGGUCACCUGGACGACCAGAACUUUCCAUGCUGUCCUGAAGACAAAAAGCCUCCACCUCAGGGUCCCACCGUGACCUUUGGCCCCUGUGUGUUUUGCAGCUUUGGCAGUGGGUUUCCUAACAUGGACACCAAGCUGGUCCGCAACGUGGAGUACAUUGCUAAUUGUUUCCGAGAGCAGAAGGCCACAUGUGCCAAGGGGGCAGAGUGGAAGAAGAUUGCUAAGGUGAUGGACAGGUUCUUCAUGUGGAUUUUCUUCGUCAUGGUUUUCCUUAUGAGCAUUCUCGUAAUUGGCAAGGCGAAAUGACCAGCCGGUGUGGCUGGAAAUCAGACCCAAUCAACGCUCUGUGGUCUGAUGCAAACUGACGAAAAGAUCGUAUCAUGGUAAACAUUUGCUGUUAUAAAUGUGUGGGAGUUGAUUUAUAGGGGUGCAAUAUGGAUGGAAAAGAUAGAAAAUGGCAGAGGAAAUUUGUUCUGUCAUUACAAGCAAUGUGUGCUAUACAUCAACAAGAAAAAUGUUGAAUUAACAACGUAAUGGCAUUUUAGACUUACAGAAGGUUUCUAAAAUGUCCAUUUUGCAAUUCAAGACUCAAAUUGUCAGAUAUCUCUGAUCAUUACAAAUGUUUUAUGUGAUUUGAUCUGUUUUUUUUUCUCACAUUUAAAAAAAAAUCUUUCUGUCUUGAAAUAAGGCUUUUGGUUAAUUUCUGCCCAGGUAACUUCUUGUAACUGCUCUGGUUUAAGAGUGGUUUACACAGGAGUUGUGACCUAGUUGUAACUCAGGUUUUAUUCUUGGCUCUUGAGUCUCUGGCCACAACCAUGACUUGUUAACCAUCCAGAGGUUUUUAUUCAAGAUGGUUUCACAAGCCUGUCAAUGCUAUUAUUAUCACCGAUGCGUUCGGCUUUUCUGCCAUAUUUUUCCUUCCACUCAACUUUCCAUUAACAUAAUUGAUACAAACUCUGAACAUCUGUUUUCUUAUGUAUGACUGUGAUGUCUAUAACAUGAUAUUUCUGCAUCAAAAAAAUCACAUUAAAAUUUGUAACAUUAAAAUUUUCUGGGUGACAAAAUUUUGAGUUUUUGUUCAGCUGUAAAAAAAAAAUCAAAAUUAACAGAAAUAAAAGGUUGAAAUAAAAAAAAGAAACUCAUCAGGGGAUCCCAAAUAAAAUUUUCAGUUCACUGUGAUCUGAAGCUCUUUGUUGCAAAUAAACUUUCAGCAUCUUAUUAAUUUGAGGUAAGGUUUUUCAGCUUAUGUUAGGAUCAUUGCUUCAUUUUCUCAUUAUCUUGAAACAUCAAAGCCCUGUUUUCUGAGAUUAUGGGAUGAUUUUUUAAAAUUAUUUUAAUGCAGAAAGUGUGAUGGUGAGAUGGUGAUGUUGGCAGGUGGGUGAAAACAUAAAUUUAUGUUAUAGAUGACCUCUGAGUGUUGCAAUAGUGAUGCUGAGGGAAGAAGCCACACGUUUUGAGACAUUAAUCAUCUUUUAAUCUUCUAAGAAAUUUCUAGUCAUUCUCAGUUUCAAUCUAUGUUGGUACAAAUGUAUUUUCUAACUGUCUUUCAUU
This is a messenger RNA of Poecilia reticulata (guppy), 3582 nucleotides long. Its product is annotated as neuronal acetylcholine receptor subunit alpha-9-II. Gene Ontology annotation, cellular component: postsynaptic membrane. The record is from RefSeq and is a predicted model, not a curated record. NCBI's taxonomy places the organism in Eukaryota, Metazoa, Chordata, Actinopteri, Cyprinodontiformes, Poeciliidae. Gene Ontology annotation, biological process: monoatomic ion transmembrane transport. Gene Ontology annotation, molecular function: acetylcholine-gated monoatomic cation-selective channel activity; transmembrane signaling receptor activity.